Molecule: messenger RNA, 3427 nt
Organism: Nilaparvata lugens (brown planthopper)
Lineage: Eukaryota; Metazoa; Arthropoda; Insecta; Hemiptera; Delphacidae
Product: protein KRTCAP2 homolog
Exons: 5
Coding region: 143-541 (132 amino acids)
Source: RefSeq, a predicted model, not a curated record
AGUCAAUACCUUGACCUCGAUUGUCGAUUUGAUUGAGAAUUGAAAUCAAACCAUUUCCACAGUGGAUUUAUUUCUUAGUUUAUUAUACAUGAUUUAAAUUUUCAUAUUAUCUUUAAAGUUGUUUCCAUUAGGUAAUAUUAAAAUGGCUGUUUCGAGUGGAACAUCGUUUCUGCUGUCUUCAAUUCUGACCGUGCUGCUGUUCUCCGGAAUGCAAAUGUACCGCCAAUGGCUGUCUUCCUCUCAGCUACAUACAAUAUUUGGAGGCUACCUUGGAUCUCUUCUGUUUAUACUGUGUCUUACUGCUGUUGGUAAUAUUGAGUCAGCGGUUUUUGGCAAGACAUUCCAGACCAAGCUUUUUCCUGAGGUAUUGGUCUGUCUUUUCGCCGCGCUUUUUGCCUCGGGGAUGGUUCACAGAGUUUGUACGACUACAUGCUUACUAUUCUCAUUGGUUGCACUCUACUUCAUCAAUAGAAUAUCUCAGCAAACGCAUACGAUGCCUGCUCCGGUUCACAGUGUGCAUCCGCAGAAAAAGAAAAAGUGAAUGUUUCAGAUGCCAGUGUCUCAAAACAAACUUCAGUUCUCAAGUCAGUCAUGUCACAAACAUGUCCCAGUAAUAUAAUAAUGUGUAAUCCAUUACUCUGACUACAAGUCACAAAUUUAAUAGUCACUAUACAUUCAGUAUUUUCAAGCACAGUAUUCAACGAUUCUGAUAACACUGUAUUUAUUAUUUUCAUUCAUUUGUACGAACACUCGUCAUUGAAAUUCUAAUGUUCCUCAUGUGUAAUUCCAAUUGACAUUGAAACAAAACACUUUAAUAUUCCGUAAUUUGCGAUGAAUACUAUUAUUAUCUUAAUGAAUAUUAAGUUAUAUUAUCUUAAGCUGCGUUUACACCGGAGUUAAUAACAAAUGUUCUCAAAAUUUUUGUUAUUAAUUGAUGUUAAUAACAAAAUUCAUUAACAUGUUAAUAACAUUUUAUUUUGCUGCUAGUUUUGAUAUCAAAAAUCAGUGGGAGUGCUAGGUUAAAAGAUCUGCAUGAAGAUGAUCGUGACCCUCUUUCAGGCGAGCUAAUUCAAGUGACGGAAGCAUUAAGAAUUUCCUCCGCAUGACCAGCUGUGAUGUUGAGUGGGUUGAUCGGACAACUGCGGCACAGAACUGGGAAAAAGGACACCAACCACCAACUAUUAGUCGGGUCCCAUAGCACCGGGUGCUCAUCCUGCUUCCAUUCACCCUCCAUUCUAUUUAUUGAAAAAUAGACAAAAACAGUCUGUUUAGGUCAGCAAUAGAUCUUCACAUCCACAAAAUAGACCAACACAUGUGUUUACGUGCUUCACCUGCUGCUGUAGUUGGUAGGGAACACUGGUGCGCUAUGUGUAGCUGUGUGUGCUGUGCUGUGCGAGGGUGUUGCGGGGAAGAGAGGAACCUGUUAUUAACAAAAGUUACCCACUCUCGAUGGAUAACAUAAAUCUUGUUAAUAACCAGGAAUUUUUCGUUAAAAAGACAAGUUAUUAACUUUUGUUAAGAUAAAUUUUUGAUGAUUCAGUCAAGUUAAUAACUCGCCUGUGUAUGCAGCUUGUUGAUAUUCACUUCAAACAGUAGGCAUUUCUUAAUAAUAGCAUCAAUACUCCUCAUUAAAAUAAUGCUGACAUAUUGAUGCAAAUCUUGCUAUAUUCGAUCAGAUGUUAAUGAUCACACACCUGUUUCAAUUUAAAUUAUUUUGAAGAGAUUUUUUUAUCCCGGCUGUUAUAUUAUAUGAAUACUCUCAUUAAAUGAAAUCAUAUGGAAGUCAAUAAAUCAUAUUGAUAACAUAAUCUUGUUAAUAACAUGGGAUUUUCUGUUAAAACACAAGUUAUUAACUUUUGUAAGAUAAUUUUUUGACGAUUCAGUCAAAUUGAUAACUUUUGUUAAUAACUCGUGUUAUUAACUCCGGUGUAAACGCAGCUUUAAUAUAUAACAAUAACAUGUCAAGUACCUAGAAGAUUUAAGAAGUACAGUAUAACUCCCAUAUACGCUUAUUCCGUCAGAUUGAAAUUUUUAAGGAUAUCUGCUGCGUUUUCUUCAGGAUAUUUUGAUAUCAGUUCCUCUUCAUUACAUACUAGCAGGUAACCCGUGCUCCGCGAGGAUCUAAUUAACAACUUGACAAACUCAAAUUUUGAAGAAUUUGAAAUAGGCCUAUAACCAUCCUUGGUGAAUUAAGGAUCAAUAUGCAAAACUUCAAGUUAAUCAGUCCAGUAGUUCAGAUGAGAUAAUGCGUAAUUCGUGAAUUUUGUAUCCCGUAUGUGUAUAAGCCAAUUCUUUCCUUUAUUAUAUUAUAGAUGUACAGUACAUAGCAUCUCGGCUGUUCAGAGUGGUUUUUUAUACAACUUAGUAAUAGUAUUCAAUAUAAAUCGAAUUUUAUUACCAGUACAACCUCAUCAGUAUAUCAAUAAAAUAAUUUAUUGAUCUUCAUUGUUGAUCUCAAGAGCAUAAAUUUCUUGGAUUCAGUAUUAAUAAUAAUUAUUGAUGGAUACAAUUUUAACCAUCUUUAACGCUUCGAAUAAUCAAUAAAUUUUUUUUUGAAUUGAAACGAGCAAACAAGCACUAAUAGUUAAAACCACGUGACUCGAAUUUAUUUCAGUGAUUAAUUUAAAUUAGAAUAAUUUAUUAGUUUUGUGAGUUGAUCUCUGAAAUUUAAUCUAAUUACAUAUGGUUCAAUAUUAAUGUCGUUAAUAAAGUAACACAAAAAUCACAAGUUAAAAUAAUAAAAACUAUUAAUAAUUUAAAAGAGCCUAUUUAAAUUAGAAUAAAUAAUAGUUUUGAUGGAUAGCCUACAAUUUCAACCAUCUUUACCGCUUCGAAUCCGGUAAUCAGUAUACUUUUUUUUAAUAGAAACGAGCAGACAAGCACUGAUAGUUGGAACACGCGACUCGAAUUAAUUUCAGUGACAUAUUCAUUUAAAUUAGAAUAGUCUAAUGAGUUAAGUUAAUCUCUGAAAUUUAAUCUAAUUAUACAUGUGGUCUAACAUUAAUGUCGUUAAUCAAGUACAUCAAAAACCACAAAUUGUAGCUAAUCUUCUCAGACACGUGCAAUAUGAAAACUAAUGUUAAAUUAUGUAUCCUGUAAGUAGGUGUUCCAUGUACCAUUAAUAAACAUUCUUCUCGUUUCCACCCACCGAUUAUUGAAAUUGAUAAGCAUGACAAAUUCUUUAUUCAUUCUUAUUCUCACAAGAGAGGACUGACUGGGAGAGAAAAACUAAGGAUACUCCUUGUAUGUACUAUUUCUCUCCCAAAUCUAGAUUACAGUUUGAAAGUUCGAAAUAUUUAGACUAUUAUAAAUUAUUCAGACUAGGUAUUUGUUUCUACUUUCAAUCUUCCAUAAUUUUUAAUCAUAUUCUAUCAUAAUGUACUUUAAUUUACCAUGUAUUUUUGAAUAAAAUAUCAUACAGAAACAA